This is a messenger RNA of Passer domesticus (house sparrow), 3152 nucleotides long. Its product is annotated as protocadherin gamma-B5-like. The transcript has a single exon. Gene Ontology annotation, cellular component: plasma membrane. Bases 202 to 2781 code for a protein of 859 amino acids. Lineage: Eukaryota; Metazoa; Chordata; Aves; Passeriformes; Passeridae. Gene Ontology annotation, molecular function: calcium ion binding. Gene Ontology annotation, biological process: homophilic cell-cell adhesion. The record is from RefSeq and is a predicted model, not a curated record.
GCUGCUCGCUCGCCCGGCGCCGGCCACAGCGGCAGCGGCACCGCCGCCAGCAGCAGCGGCGAGAGGCGGCGAGAGGCGGCGAGAGGCGGCGCGGCGAGCUCGCAGCCUUUGAGCGGUGUGUGUUGCGGGCGGCGAGAGCGGCUGGAAGGGAGGCAGGGCAGCGGCAGGAGGCAGGAGCGCGGCGAGCGCUGCGGGCAGAGAAUGGCGGUGAGGCGGCGGCAGAGGCUUGGGCCGGGCGGCGGGCGAGCGCUGCUGGCCGCGGUGCUGCUGUGCGUGUGGGGCCGGGCGGCGGCCGAGCGGGUCCGCUACGCCAUCCCCGAGGAGCUGGGCAGAGGCUCGCUCGUGGGGCCGCUGGCGCGGGACCUGGGGCUCAGCGCGGACGAGCUGCCGGCGCGCAAGCUGCGGCUGAGCGACGAGAAGCAAUACUUCACGGUGAAUGAGGAGAACGGGAACCUGUACGUGAAUGAGAGGCUGGACCGGGAGGAGAUGUGCGGCGAGUCGGCGACCUGCUCCGUCAGCUUCGAGGCGCUGGUGCACAACCCGCUGAACAUUUUCCACGUCGAGGUGGCGAUCGAGGACGUGAAUGACAAUUCCCCGGCCUUCAGCAAGGCUGCCCUGGACCUCGAGAUUGGUGAAUUAAUCCCUCCUGGUGCUCGUUUUCCUUUGGAGAUGGCCCAUGACGCAGACGUGGGCAGCAACUCGCUGCUGACUUACCAGCUCACCAGCAACCCGUCCUUCUCUCUCGCAAUUAAGGAGAGCCCGGAAGGAAGCAAGCCGGAAAUAAUUCUGGAGAGAGCCUUGGACCGAGAGCAGCAGAAUUCUUUCGAGCUGGUGCUGACAGCAGUUGAUGCCGGGGACCCUGUGAGGUCCGGGAGUGUCCAGAUUCGGGUCAAUGUGACGGACGCCAACGACAAUGCACCCGUAUUUGAACAGGACCGAUACCGCGUGAGCCUGCCCGAAAACACAGCGCCGGGUUCGGAAGUACUAAAGCUGUCAGCCUCAGAUGCUGACGCCGGCACCAACGCCCGCAUCACCUACAGCUUCGGAAAAAUGCCAGCCAAGGCACUUCAGAAGUUCGUGAUAGAUGCAGAGAGUGGCUCUGUCACACUGCAGGAGGCUUUGGACUUUGAGGACACGCGAGCAUUUAGCUUGCCUGUGGAGGCGAAGGAUGGAGGGGGUUUGGUGGCACAGUCCAUGGUGGAGGUGGAGGUGCUAGACGUGAAUGACAACGCGCCCGAGAUCACAUUACUCUCGGUGUCCAGCCCGGUGCCCGAGGACGCUCCGACUGGCACCGUGGUGGCCGUGCUGAAAGUUCGGGACCGAGACUCCGGCGAGAACGGUCAGGUGUGGUGCGAGCUGUCGGGAGAGGCGCCGCUGUCGAUCGUGGCGUCGUCGGGCGGCUCGUACAAGGUGGUGACGACGGGCGCGCUGGACCGGGAGCAGGCGUCGGAGCAUGGCGUGACGGUGGUGGCCCGGGACCGGGGCAGGCCGGCGCUGUGGAGCAGCAGGGAGCUGGUGCUGGAGGUGUCGGACGUGAACGACAACGCGCCGGUGUUCGAGGAGGCGGCGUACAGCGCGUACGUGGCGGAGAACAACGCGGCGGGCGCGCUGGUGCUGCGCGUGCAGGCGCGGGACGCGGACGCGGGCGCCAACGGGCGCGUGAGCUACUGGCUGGCGGGCGGCAGCGCGGGCGCGGCGGGCGCGGCGCCGCUCGUGUCGGUGGAGGCGCGGAGCGGCGCGCUGUACGCGCAGCGCUCCCUGGACUACGAGCAGUGCCGCGAGUUCACGGUGGCCGUGCGGGCGCAGGACGGCGGCUCGCCGGCGCGCAGCUCCACGGCCACGGUGCGCGUCUUCGUGCUGGACCGCAACGACAACGCGCCCAGGGUGCUGUGGCCGGCGGCGGCGGCGGCGGCGGCGGGAGAGGCUGCGGGAGGGGCGGCGACGCCUUUCGAGGUGGUGCCGCGUUCGGCCGAGGCCGGCUACCUGGUGGCCAAGGUGGUGGCGGUGGACGCGGACGCGGGGCGCAACGCGUGGCUGUCGUACGAGCUGGUGCAGGCGUCGGAGCCGGCGCUGUUCCGCGUGGGGCUGCACAGCGGCGAGGUGCGCACGGCGCGCGCCGUGUCCGAGCGGGACGCGGCCAAGCAGCGUGUGGUGGCCGUGGUGAAGGACCACGGGCAGCCGGCGCUGUCGGCCACGGCCACGCUGCACGUGGUGCUGGCCGAGAGCUUGCAGGAGGCGCUGCCGGAGCUGAGCGAGCGGCCGGCGGGCGCCGAGGAGGAGGCGGCGGCGGCGGCCGAGCUGCAGUUCUACCUGGUGCUGGCGCUGGCGCUGCUGUCGGCGCUCUUGGUGCUGAGCGUGGCGCUGGCCGUGCUGGCGCGGCUGCGCCGGGCCGGGCCGCCCGCCGUGCUGCGCUGCCUGGGCGCGCAGCGCUUCUCGCUGGCCGGCGCCGCCUUCCCGGCCGACUUCUGCGAGGGCACCUUGCCCUACUCCUACAACCUGUGCGUGGCGGCGCCGGCCCGCGCCGUGCCCGAGGCCGCUUGGCCGCCGCCGCCGCCGCCGGUGCCCGUCCUGUCGGCGGAGGAGCUGCUGGGCGGCGAUUCCUGCGAGAAGCCGAGCCCCAACUGUGACCUCGUCGAGGGAGAGCCGCCCGCCGAGCCGGAUGCACCGCAGGUCUGUAAAGGCUGGGUUUCUCUUUUUAAAAGUUUCCGAAUGGUCGUCAUUUUCCCCUGGGUAUUCUCUGCAUGGUCUCAGUGGGUAUUCGUCAUUUGUAUCCCCAAGUAGCGGCAGAAGGUUUUAAUUUUUCUGGGUAACAUCUUCAGCUGGCAGCCUUUGAUUGUAGCUCUCCGUUCGGCUAGUAGCAGCGCUUCUCAGUAUUUGUCCUGCUUCUCGGAGUCGUGUUUGUGUGAGUGGCACAGUCCUGUUUCCGUGACGGACUGAAUUAGGGAACGGGCUGCACCUCGUUCACGGAGAGCAGGAAGCGUUUGGUUCUUCCUUGGGCAUAGGUUCAGCUUGAGGUGCGAGGUUUUGUCUUCAACACUCGAGCUCUGUACAUUAGAAUUUGUUACCAACAUUGAAUGCAGAUUCGUAUUUCUUUGGAAGAUGAAUGGCUGAUUCUGUAUGAUUGAGUGGAGGAGAAAAAAAACUGAGAAAGC